This is a messenger RNA of Opisthocomus hoazin, 2540 nucleotides long. Lineage: Eukaryota; Metazoa; Chordata; Aves; Opisthocomiformes; Opisthocomidae. The record is from RefSeq and is a predicted model, not a curated record.
CAUGGGUCAAACCGGAAAAAAAUCUGAGAAGGGACCAAUUUGUUGGCGAAAACGUGUGAAAUCAGAAUAUAUGAGACUGAGACAGCUCAAGAGGUUCCGACGCGCAGAUGAAGUAAAGAGUAUGUUUAAUUCUAAUCGUCAGAAGAUACUGGAAAGAACUGAAAUCUUAAAUCAAGAAUGGAAACAACGCAGGAUACAGCCUGUUCACAUCAUGACUUCUGUGAGCUCAUUGCGCGGGACCAGGGAGUGCUCUGUUACCAGUGACAUAGAUUUUCCUAAACAAGUCAUCCCCUUGAAGACUCUCAAUGCUGUUGCUUCUGUGCCUAUAAUGUAUUCUUGGUCUCCCCUUCAACAGAAUUUUAUGGUAGAGGAUGAAACUGUUUUACAUAACAUUCCAUAUAUGGGAGAUGAAGUGCUUGACCAGGAUGGUACCUUUAUUGAAGAACUGAUCAAGAACUAUGAUGGCAAAGUGCAUGGAGACAGAGAAUGUGGAUUUAUCAAUGAUGAAAUAUUUGUUGAGCUGGUCAAUGCACUUGGUCAAUAUAGUGAUGAUGAAGAUGAUGAUGAUGGAGAUGACAAUCCUGAUGAAAGAGAUGACAAGCAAAAAGAUCGGGAAGGUAACAGGAUGGAGAAAGCAAGUCACCCGCCUCGGAGAUUUCCUUCUGACAAGAUAUUUGAAGCCAUUUCCUCAAUGUUUCCAGACAAGGGUACAGCAGAAGAAUUGAAAGAGAAAUACAAAGAACUCACUGAGCAGCAGCUUCCCGGAGCUCUUCCUCCUGAAUGCACACCAAACAUAGAUGGACCAAAUGCUAAAUCUGUUCAGAGGGAGCAAAGCCUGCACUCUUUUCACACACUCUUCUGUAGACGCUGUUUUAAAUAUGAUUGCUUCUUGCAUCGUAAGUACAAUUACGCAUUCCACGCAACUCCUAAUACUUACAAACGAAAGAAUACAGAAACAGCAUUAGAUAAUAAGCCUUGUGGACCGCACUGUUAUCAACAUCUGGAAGGGGCAAAGGAGUUUGCAGCUGCCUUGACCGCUGAGCGUAUAAAGACACCACCAAAGCGCCCAGGUGGCCGCCGAAGGGGAAGGCUUCCAAACAACACCAGCAGGCCCAGCACGCCUACAAUAAAUGUGUUGGAAUCAAAAGACACAGAUAGUGAUAGAGAAGCUGGAACUGAAACUGGAGGAGAAAACAAUGAUAAAGAAGAGGAGGAGAAGAAAGAUGAAACAUCCAGUUCCUCUGAAGCAAAUUCUAGGUGUCAAACGCCAAUAAAGAUGAAGCCAAAUAUUGAGCCUCCAGAGAACGUGGAAUGGAGUGGUGCAGAAGCCUCAAUGUUUAGAGUUCUUAUUGGCACCUACUAUGACAACUUCUGUGCAAUUGCCAGGCUGAUUGGGACCAAAACAUGCAGGCAGGUGUAUGAGUUUAGAGUAAAGGAAUCUAGUAUUAUUGCUCCAGUCCCUGCUGAAGAUGUUGAUACUCCUCCCAGAAAGAAGAAAAGGAAACACAGGUUGUGGGCUGCUCAUUGCAGAAAGAUACAGCUGAAAAAGGAUGGCUCAUCGAAUCAUGUUUACAACUAUCAGCCAUGUGAUCAUCCGCGUCAGCCUUGUGAUAGCUCAUGCCCAUGUGUAAUUGCUCAAAACUUCUGUGAGAAGUUUUGUCAGUGCAGCUCAGAAUGCCAGAACAGGUUUCCUGGAUGCCGUUGUAAAGCACAAUGCAACACUAAGCAGUGUCCGUGUUACCUAGCUGUACGCGAAUGUGAUCCUGACCUCUGUUUAACAUGUGGAGCAGCCGACCACUGGGACAGCAAAAAUGUUUCUUGCAAGAACUGCAGCAUUCAGAGAGGAUCCAAAAAACACUUGCUGUUGGCACCUUCAGAUGUGGCAGGCUGGGGAAUUUUCAUCAAAGAUCCUGUACAGAAGAAUGAAUUCAUCUCUGAAUAUUGUGGUGAGAUUAUCUCUCAGGAUGAGGCAGACAGAAGAGGAAAAGUAUAUGACAAAUACAUGUGCAGCUUUCUGUUUAACUUGAAUAAUGAUUUUGUGGUUGAUGCAACACGCAAGGGCAACAAAAUUAGAUUUGCAAACCAUUCAGUAAAUCCCAACUGCUAUGCAAAAGUUAUGAUGGUUAAUGGUGAUCACAGAAUAGGAAUAUUUGCUAAAAGAGCCAUUCAGACUGGUGAAGAACUGUUCUUUGACUACAGAUAUAGCCAAGCUGAUGCCCUUAAGUAUGUGGGCAUUGAAAGAGAAAUGGAAAUCCCUUGACACCAGCUACCUCUUCUUUUAAACAGCUGCCUUAUCUUCAGGAAUUUCUAGUACUGUGGGCAAUUUUAGGAAAAUAAAAAAACGAUGCAAUUUGAAAUUCUGUAUUUGCAAAGUACUGUAACAGUAAUUUAUAGUAAUGAAUUUUUAAAAAACCCAACUUUUUAUUGCCUUCUCACCAGCUGCAAAGUGUUUUGUACCUAUGAACUUUUGCAAUAAUGUGGUGUGGUACAUUUUUCAACCUUGAAUAAAGGAUACUUGAACUUCUUCAUUUUUACUGGAA